AUCCCAAGAAAUUUCAAGGCUCUUCCCCAAUGAAGCACAGGAGGUUUAUUUUACGCCAUAUACCAAGUCUAGUUCCAAUCUGAGGAAACAAGCACCAAGGGGAAAACUCUGGUCGAGAUAUAUUCAUGUUAAAGCUGGCCUGAGAUUGGCCGAAAAAUUUUCAAAUAAUUAUAAAUCAGAAGAACAUGCAUCAUUAUUGACAGAACCUUCUGAAGAAGUUAUUUCAAGUUUGAAAUUAUUAGAAUCAGACGCAACUGAUUUCCCAAGAUAGUUGCUGGCGUGGAAAGCAACUUUCGAAGAGAGAAGGGAUUUCAUUCUUAAAGAAGAUAUACUGAAUAUACUUAUAAAGUAUCCAAUAUUGAGAACCCAGAACGGUAUUCAGUUGUUCGAAUCUGACUUCGAUAGACAAAACCCUGGAGAAAUAGACAUUGUAUACAAAGAAUGGCCUAAAGUAGCGGAAGCUAUUAUUGACGAGUGCAAAGAUAGGAAAAUUGAUAUUGGAUCCGAAUUACAUGAUAGAUCCACAAAAGCAUUACUGAAGCUGCCAUAUCUUUAUCCCAUGAUAACCUUGAGAAACCAAGGUAAAACCUGGAGACCAACAAGACUCGAGUGCCAGGAAAGUUUUUUUGUCAGUGUAGAGGUAUGUUGACUAUAUGAACAAGUUGAAUCUCAGGAUUUAUUUGUCGCUAUAUUAUGAAAUAAUUUAUUUGUUAGUUUAUGUUUGAAAUAUUCUCUCAGAGAAAAAAUGUGAUAAUUAGCAACAAUAAAAUAUCUUGUUAUAAUAUUAUUUAUUUUAUUAGUAUUUCCACCAAAUAAUGUUGAAGUAGUCAUUGGAGAUAAUAUUCUUCUCAUGAAAUGAAUUCAAUACUGCUGAUUUAAUACAUAAAGCGCAAAAAAUUAUUGGAAAUUUAGUGCAUUACAGUUUACAAAGCAAUUGCACAAUUUGCAGGUAAUUGAAAUUCUGUUAUUAACAAUUCGAGAUAAUUAAAUAAAGUUCCAGUGUUAGUUAUGUCAAUUUAGGUCAUUUUUACAUCAUGGUUUAUUGAUCAAUAUGAUAGAAUCACAAUUUGAAAAUAGAGUUGAUAUAUGUUUUGCAGGUUGGUUUUAAUGUUCGACAAUGGUCUGUCACGCAUGCGUGAAUUGUUUAUAUCUGUAAAUCCGUAGAUGUUUCAUCACAGAAUAAACUAUAUUUUUAUCAUUUAUGCACUCUCAUAUAUUAUGGUUAAACUCAUCCGACUGCCUUUGUCAACUUCCGCUCUUAGUUAAUUUAUUUAACUGCAAUGGCCCUGACUGCACCAAUGUGACAGAAAAAAUUUAAUUGGUCAAUGUUUUCUGUUACAUUGAAUCAUUCUACCAUGGCAGUUAAGAAUUAAUUAAAAUGGCAAAUGAAGCUGAUAAAGCCAUUCAGAUGAGAUAACAAGGACUACAAAAUAGGUUUACUACGGCAGUAAAAGGUAGAUAUCCAAUGUUACUAUGAUAGUGAGAAAAAGUUACAAGUGCAGUUAUACUAGAUUACUAAGAUAGUAAUACACACUCACAAACGCAGUUAUUUAAGUCUACUGAGAUAGUGAAAUCAGUUUCAAAACCAGUUAUAUAAAAUGACUAACGUAGUGAAACGGUGUUACAAACACAGUCAUAUGAGGAUACUGAGUUAAUGAGAAAAAGUUACUGAGGCAAUUGAGAACUUAACAGAAGCAAGUAAACGGGUUUACAACCACAAUGAAAUAAUGUAAUAAUAGUAGUAAAACUAGAAGUACAACUGCGGUCUCAUCACUUUAAUACUUGUGGUAAAACGGUCUUAUUCCUGUUAUGAAGAGUUAAAUCAUAUAGCCAUUAUUAACUAAAUCGCAGUAAACCAAGAUGAACUCUGAGAAUUAGAAUGUUUUGUUGAGGCAUAUAGUAUAUGAAUUUUCUCAUUGCUGGUAUUAUAUUUUUCUUUCAGUGUACACUAUUACAAAAAUAUACAGAGUACAAAAUUACAACAGCAGAGGAAUUACCGCAAGACUAAAUUGCGCGACAAGCAAUUUAUUAAUUUAACUUCUAUCGGGAAGUGUGCGAAACCUAUUUGACGAACAACUGUGUAACAAAAGAUGGACUGAAUGAAGAUGGUACUUCGAAGAUAGUGGAAAUAGAUGAAUCAAAGUUUUUCCACGAUAAUUUAUUUCCUACACUAUUACAAAAAUAUACAGAGUACAAAAUUAGAACAGCAGAGGAAUUACCUUCUGAAUAGUCUUCCGUUCUGACGUCUGAACUGGGUUGAGCUCCCUUCUGUUCUGCCUUCUGAACUGAACUUGCUUAGAGAUAGAGGGAGACUUACGAGAGUGUUUUGAGAAUAAACGAUUAAAAUCAUCAUCUGUGUAUUAGUGAAUACUCUGUAUUUGAAAAAACCCAUAUAUAUCCAACAAAAAUCGGUAAAUAAAUGCAUUACGUCCUGGAUAUAAGCCACCAAAUAGGAAUUCUGUUUCAACAGACUUGCUUGAUAAGGUUUAUAAUUCGGUACAAACAACAAUUAAAGAAAAUGUAUGCAACAAGAGGGUCUGUUUAGCGAUUGACGGCUGGAGCAACAUUCAUAAUGAACCUAUAAUAGGCGUAUGUGUCACAGAUAUAGAGAGUGAACGGGUGCAUCUGAGUCCAUUGAUACGAGUGGGAAUAGUCACACUUCCGAAUAUUUAUUACAGCUACUCAAGAAUUCUAUUAUGAAAUGUGAAGAAUAUAAUUGUAAGGUAACUAGCAUAGUCACAGAUAACGCUGCAAAUGUGACCAAAAUGAGAAGGGAUCUCUUUGAAGAAUUAGACAGGAAAGACGUAAUAACUUAUGGUUGUUCAGCUCAUAUGUUGAACCUACUUGCCCAUGAUAUAGAAGUGCCAGGAAUAAACGGUAAUAUCAAAAAAAUUUGUAAAUAUUUCAGAAAUGUACAUUUUGCUAGCGCAAAAUUCCGAAAAGCUGGUGAUUCUGCUCUUGUAUUGCCUCAGGAUUUGCUUUGGAUAAAGUCCAAAGAAACACUUGCACUAGGUAUAGGAGAGGCUACAGAGAUAUGGCUAGAACUUUUGGAAGCAUUCGAGACUGAACAAGCAAAUGGAGAAUUUGCUUGUUCAGUAAGUUACACAAAUAAAGUCAAGGAGCGUAUGGAAAUGGCUUUGACCCCAGCUCAUUUUUUGGCAAAUUUGCUUGAUCAUCGCUUUAGAGGAAAUAAACUCAGUCAAGAGCAAAUAGAAACUGGCAUGGAAUAUGUAGAAACCUAUCAUCCAGAAGCAUUACCGAUUAUUAUUAAUUACCAGGCAAAGUGUGCACCCUUCAAACCAUAUCUCUUUUCUGAAUAUCUAAUUAAGAAUGAUAAAGUAAAACCAUUGGCAUGGUGGUGUUCUAUAAAAAAUAUAAAUACGACAGCACUGGAACUUGCUCAACAACUUCAUUCAGCUAUUGCAUCGUCAGCCAACAUAGAAAGACUCUUCUCAUCAUACGGUUUAGUCCAUUCAAAAUUACGUAAUCGGCUAGGCAAUGCCAAAGCGGCUAAGUUGGUUUCAAUUUUUAAAGAGCUCAAUUCCAUCAGUGAUGACGUGACUGAUCAGAUUGAUGAUUAUAAGAGUGAGACUGAAAAAGUGUGAGAAAUUUGUUAACGGUUUUAUGUUUUAGUUUUAUGCAAAAAUAAAAUAUUUUGUGUUUUUCAAUUUUUGUUAUGUUCCUUAUUCCUAUUAUUAAUGAAUAAAAAUAAUAUGUAUGUUAAAAGGUUUAUAUAAUGUGUUUUGUAUUUGAAAAUGUUUCCUAUUUUUAAAUGUUUCAAGUUUUCCAAUUUUUGUUUUGUUCCUAUUAAUAAAAACUAAAUAAAUAUAAGUAUGUUGAGAAGUUUGUAUAAUGUAUUUGAGAAUUUUUCCUUUUUUUAUUCAUUAUAUUAAUGAAGAAAAUAAAAAAAAAACGCUUGUUUGAUUUAAGUGUUUCGAACAUGUUUUGAACUGUUUUAAACAAAAACUGUUUCAAACCUAAGCAAAUGUUUAAAACAGUUGAUUACAACAAAAUGUUUAAAACGAAACAACCCUGAUUUACACUAGUACAGAAUGUGCAUAGUCAUAACACCCGAGGUAGAGGUACCAUCAGAAGUGAACUCAGGUUUACGAGGAAAGCCCAGGACUCCCCAAUUUACCGAGCAAUAGAAGCAUUUAACCAAAUACCACCAGAAAUAAAGUAUAUAAGAACUAAAAAAAACUUUAAUAUUAAGCUUAAGUUGUACCUGAAAGAUUUAUUUUGUUUAGUUUAACUUUGUUGUUGUUUUGAAUAUUAUAUAGUAUUAUUUUUUUGUAUAUUGUUAAAUAGGCCUUGUCACCAGUACUUGUACUGUAUUAGAGGUCAAGAAUAAAGAAGUAAAUAAAUAAAUAAAUAAAUAUGAAGAAUUCUAACAUUGCAGUUUCAACUAUAACUUUCAAAAUUGGAACCAAUUUGCCAGCCAUUCAAUGGAGGUGUAAAAUACUUUGAAAAAUCACUAUUCAUUGAAACUUCCCAUGUCAUGAAUGAAUGAUAAAACUUGUAUGAAAAAUGUAGAUACCUUUUAGUUCACUCAAGUUACUAAUCCUCUAACCGUUAUGGAAUGUUUUUAUACCGUUUGCUAAUAAG
This is a messenger RNA of Harmonia axyridis, 4605 nucleotides long. RefSeq lists its product as uncharacterized. The transcript has 4 exons. Bases 2697 to 3605 code for a protein of 302 amino acids. The record is from RefSeq and is a predicted model, not a curated record. Gene Ontology annotation, molecular function: protein dimerization activity. Lineage: Eukaryota; Metazoa; Arthropoda; Insecta; Coleoptera; Coccinellidae.